This is a messenger RNA of Chroicocephalus ridibundus (black-headed gull), 4161 nucleotides long. RefSeq names its product EPH receptor A1 (gene EPHA1). Gene Ontology annotation, cellular component: plasma membrane; dendrite. Gene Ontology annotation, biological process: axon guidance; protein phosphorylation; ephrin receptor signaling pathway. Lineage: Eukaryota; Metazoa; Chordata; Aves; Charadriiformes; Laridae. Gene Ontology annotation, molecular function: protein binding; transmembrane-ephrin receptor activity; ATP binding. Bases 292 to 3207 code for a protein of 971 amino acids. The record is from RefSeq and is a predicted model, not a curated record. The transcript is spliced from 18 exons.
GCUCCCAGGAAAAAAAGGUGGCUGCCUUUAAGGUGGGUUUAUUUGCCUGCCAGAUGGGAAGUCUGUGACCAGCCCCUUUAAAAACAGGUAAAGGCAGUAAGGCUUCUCCACCCACUUGCCUUGAUCUUUCAUCAUAACUGUGGGCCAGGCAGGGAGGUUGUGCAAUGUGUGCGCUGCCGUCAGGAGGCUGCGGGAGAGGUUCAUGCACUGCCAGCGGGAGCCAAAGCUCGGCGGAGGCCUGAGCCGGGAGAGCGGGCAGGGGCUGGCAGCCAGCCCCCCUCUCCAGCCAGCAUGGAGCUGAGGACCUGGAGCGGCGGGAUCAAGCUCUCCCUGGGGCUCUUUCUCUUUGGGGCUCUCCUUCCUCCCGAGGUGCCUGGGAAAGAAGUGGAUCUGCUCGACACAAGCACUGCGCAGGGUGAACUGGGCUGGCUUCCAGACCCUCCCGAAGUAGGGUGGAGUGAAGUGCAGCAGAUGAUAAACGGUACCCCGGUCUAUAUGUACCAGGACUGCAGCGUGCUUUCCGAGGGUGACACUGAUCACUGGCUUCGCACCAACUGGAUUUAUCGGGGUGAGGCAGCCUCCCGCAUUUAUGUGGAGCUCAAGUUUACUGUGAGGGACUGCAAGAGCUUCAAAGGUGAAGUGGUGACCUGCAAAGAGACCUUCAAUCUCUAUUACAUGGAGUCUGAACAAGAUGUCGGGAUCCAGUUCCGCCGCCCGCUGUUCACCAAGCUCAACACUGUGGCAGCAGAUCGAAGUUUCACAAGCAGGGACAUUGAAUCGGGCGCCAUGCAGCUGAACACAGAAGUGUGCCCCAUUGGGAAGCUGUCUCGCCGGGGCUUCUACUUGGCUUUCCAGAACUCUGGGGCUUGCGUAGCGAUGGUGUCUGUCCGAGUGUAUUACAAGACUUGCCCAGAGACAGUGAGGGGCCUGGCCCAUUUCCCAGAGACGCUAGCAGGUUCAGAGGGGCUGACAGAAGUGCCCGGCGUCUGCGUGGAAAAUGCAGCUGAAGAAGCGGGCUCUCCCCCCAGGAUGCACUGCAGCACUGACGGGGAGUGGCUGGUACCCAUGGGCCGAUGCCUUUGUGCUGUGGGGUUUGAGGAAGUCGAUGGGAGCUGCGUAGCGUGCCAGCGAGGAUUCUACCGUCACUCCCUGGAGACUAAACACUGCCUGAAGUGCCCACCGAACAGCUUGUCCGAUGAAUCAGGGGCUACGUCUUGUCCCUGCAAUGCAGGCUUCUACCGAGCGCCUUCGGAGGGCCAGAACAUUGCUUGCACCCGCCCCCCCUCAGCUCCCCGCAAUGUCAGCUUCUCCCUUAUUGGCACGCAGCUGAGUCUGUGGUGGCAGCCACCCAGUGACAACGGUGGGCGAAAGGACCUGACUUACACAGUCUUCUGUCAGCGCUGCCAUUUCCUGUCGUGUGAGCCAUGUGAGGCUGGUGUGGUAUUCUCCCCCAGUGCUUCUGGUCUCACUAAACCUGCUGUGGAUGUGGACGGCCUAGAAGCUUACACCAACUACACAUUUGCUGUGGAAGCCCAUAAUGGUGUCUCAGGAAUGGGACCUGCUCCACAGAGAACUGCUCCAGCUGUCUGGGUCGCAGUUGGACAUGCAGCUCCGGUGACAGUAUCGCAGUUUAUCCUGACACAAAGAGAUGACAGUAGUCUUUCUGUUUCUUGGCUUGCCCCACGGCAGCGCAGCCGGACCUCAGUGGAGUAUGAGGUCAUGUUCUUUGAGAAGGGGGAGGAGGCACGUUACACAGUGAAGCACCUUCUUGAGCCAAAUGUCACUCUGACAGACCUGCAGCCAGACACAGCCUACUUGCUUCGUGUGAGAUCCAUCACACCCCUCGGGCCUGGGCCCUACUCCCCGGAGCAGGAAUUCCGCACCCUUCCACCAGACACAGGAGCUUUGUCUGGUGGAGUCAUAGUCUCUAUUAUCUUCGGAUUACUACUAUUUAUUGGGCUGCUUCUAGGACUUUUCAUCUUUCGGCAAAAGCAGGCUCGUCGGAGACAAGCACGGCCAGAUUACAAUACUUCAGGCUUUGAUCGAGAGAAGGUCUGGUUGAAGCCCUAUGUAGACCUGCAACCUUACGAUGACCCCAGCAGAGGGGUGCUGGAAUUCACUAAGGAACUAGAUGUCUCUUGCGUCACUAUGGAGAAUGUGAUUGGAGAGGGGGAGUUUGGGGAGGUCUAUCGUGGGUCCCUGCGGCUGCCAGGGAAAGAACGUAUCGUGGUUGCCAUCAAGACCCUGAAGUCGACAUAUUCAGACUCACAGUGGUGGAACUUUUUGCGCGAAGCAACAAUUAUGGGGCAAUUCAAUCACCCGAACAUUGUGCGUCUGGAAGGAGUUGUCACCAAAAGGAGGCCAAUGAUGAUCAUCACUGAGUAUAUGGAGAAUGGAGCGCUGGAUACCUUCCUCCGGGAGAAUGAGGAAAAAUUUAGCCCUGUGCAGCUUGUGAGCAUGCUGGAGGGAAUAGCCUCUGGCAUGACCUACCUUUCAGAACAUAACUAUGUGCACCGGGAUCUGGCCGCUCGCAACAUCCUGGUAACGCGCAGUCUUCAGUGCAAGGUGUCUGACUUUGGUCUCUCACGAAUAUUAGAGAAUGAUGCAGAGGGAACCUACGAAACCAAGGGUGGUAAGAUUCCCAUCCGAUGGACAGCCCCAGAGGCCAUUGCUCAUCGGAUUUUCACCUCAGCCAGUGAUGUCUGGAGCUUUGGAAUUGUCAUGUGGGAGGUGCUGUCAUUUGGUGACAAGCCAUAUGGGGACAUGUCCAAUCAAGAGGUGAUGAAAAGCUUAGAGGAUGGGUGCCGGCUCCCCCCACCUGUGGACUGCCCGUCUAUCCUCUAUGAGCUCAUGAAGAGCUGCUGGUCACACGAUCGGACGAGGAGGCCUCAUUUUCAGGAAAUCCGGGCUCAGCUGCAACAUUUCAUCUCAAGUCCCCAGCUCCUCCGGCCUGUUGCAGACUUUGAUCCCAGGGUAACGCUCCGGCUCCCCAGCUGCAGUGGCUCUGAUGGGAUCCCCUAUCGAUCCAUCCCUGAGUGGCUGGAAUCCAUUCGCAUGAAGCGCUACAUCUCCAACUUUCGCACUGCCGGCCUGGACACCAUGGAGUCUAUUCUGGAGCUCACUGCUGAGGACUUGAAACAGAUGGGAGUGUCACUUCCGGGCCACCAGAAGAGGAUCCUGUGUAGCAUCCAAGGCUUUAAGGAGUGAUCAGCCGUUGCUCUCUUAAGCUUGCUAAAUGCCCAUUCUUACCAGAUAUCACUUGGAAUCAUUCCUAUGGCAAUUGCUUCCAAAUGAGUGACUGGGACAAGCAAAGCGAAACAACCUGAACUGAAAAGGCUCAUGAGGCAACACCACCUGCUCUCAUUUCUGUUUCCCCUUGCUUUAGCUCUACAGCAGCCAUCAGUACGUUUCAGAGCACUGGUCUUAGAAACUGUUCUUAGCCCUGUCUUCUGUAGUCCAUUCUGUGCAGCACUAAGUAAUCCCUCUAGUCCACAUACUGGUGUUUCAGACCCUCAGUACAUCGCAUGGAAACACAAGGAUACGUACAAAGCGAGUUGGAGGUGGUGGAUAACGUUUUAAGAUUGGAGAUGAGGGUUCAGGUAGACUGGGACAUUGAGGGAACAUGCACAAGGACACAGACCUGUAGAGACUGGGCCCGUUCGCUCCUUGGCAUUCAUCCCUUCUCACUCAGCAGCCUUCUGUCUUCCUUAUUUUACAACGGGAACAAACUAUUCAGUCUUUCACAGGGCUGCUGGUAAGGGAUAUAUUUUUUUUUAAUUCAGCUAUUCUUGCCUUAAACACCAACUCGUGGUGUACUUCUUUGGAGGAGAAGUUGGGAGUAGCAGCACACCCUGCUGUAACUUGUGUGAUGACAUAACCUCAGCACGUUGCUGUUUUGCACAAGCACACUUCAGCGGGGAGAUUUACAUCUCUCCGACCUGCUUAAAACUUGUGCCAUGGACAGAAAACCCUUUAGAUAUACCCAUUUUUCUCUGCCCCUUUUUAAAAGAGAGAAUAGUUUUGUUUGGCUGGAUAGGGUAUUUUUAACAGAAAAAUGUGUAGGUGGUCUGUCUUAUUCCUUCUCUGUGGAGGAAAUGUUAUUAUUUAUCACAGCUCAAGACAAUUAUAGACUGUAAAUAAUAUUUUGUAAAUAAACCUGUG